Monopterus albus (swamp eel) is the source of this 2137-nucleotide messenger RNA. RefSeq names its product cholinergic receptor, muscarinic 5a (gene chrm5a). Gene Ontology annotation, molecular function: G protein-coupled serotonin receptor activity; G protein-coupled acetylcholine receptor activity. The transcript has a single exon. Lineage: Eukaryota; Metazoa; Chordata; Actinopteri; Synbranchiformes; Synbranchidae. The coding region runs from base 112 to 1686 and encodes 524 amino acids. Gene Ontology annotation, biological process: chemical synaptic transmission; adenylate cyclase-inhibiting G protein-coupled acetylcholine receptor signaling pathway; G protein-coupled receptor signaling pathway, coupled to cyclic nucleotide second messenger. Gene Ontology annotation, cellular component: plasma membrane; dendrite; synapse. The record is from RefSeq and is a predicted model, not a curated record.
UGAAAAUAGAUUCAGAGACAAAUGACCUGACGUUUUUUUCUUUCUUCUAGGAUAUAUUUUUGGAAAUGACUAAUCAAAAACCUCUUGGAUGCCAAUAAACACAAGAAUACAAUGGAAGGAGACGGGCUACUGAACGUCACUGCAAAUACCAGUACGAUGGAUAUCCACCCCGUCACACACAGCCUCUGGGAGGUGAUCACCAUUGCAACGGUAUCAGCUAUAGUCAGCCUCAUCACCAUUGUGGGGAAUAUGUUGGUUAUGCUCUCUUUUAAAGUCAACAGUCAGCUAAAGACAGUGAAUAAUUACUACCUGCUGAGUCUGGCAGCUGCAGAUCUCAUCAUAGGUGUUUUCUCCAUGAAUCUGUAUACCUCUUAUAUCCUGAUGGGCUACUGGGCCUUAGGAAACCUUGCCUGUGACCUGUGGUUGGCAGUGGACUAUGUAGCCAGUAAUGCCUCAGUGAUGAAUCUGUUGGUGAUCAGUUUUGACAGAUAUUUCUCCAUCACCAGGCCACUUACCUAUAGGGCCAAACGGACUCCCAAGAGAGCUGGGAUUAUGAUAGGUCUGGCCUGGCUGGUGUCGCUUAUUCUGUGGGCUCCACCGAUUCUCUGCUGGCAGUAUUUUGUUGGGAAAAGGACCGUCUCUGAGAAGCAAUGCCAGAUCCAGUUUUUCUCUGAGCCUGUAAUAACCUUUGGGACAGCAAUUGCUGCCUUUUAUAUUCCUGUGUCAGUCAUGACAAUCCUAUACUGUCGAAUCUACAAGGAGACAGAGAAAAGGACCAAAGACCUGGCUGAGCUUCAGGAGAUUAACUAUCCAGCACACUCUGGGGUCACCCAACCACAGAAGACCAUUAUCAAAUCCUGUUUUAGCUGUAAGCUAAAAACAGCUUCACAUGACAGGAACCAAGCCUCCUGGUCAUCCUCCAGCAGGAGCAAUGCUACCAAAUCAGCAGCCACCACAAACAAUGAAUGGUCCAAAGCUGGUCAGCUGACUACCUUCAACAGCUAUGCCUCCUCUGAGGAUGAGGACAGGCCUGUGUCUCCAGGAGGCUUCCAGCCGUCAUUUGGGAACCAGGCUUGUGAGACCAGCAAGAGUGGAGUAGGCAGCGAAAGCAAGCAGAUCAGCAGCUAUGAUGAUGACAGCUUCUUCCAGACACCUCCAAAAAACAAUUCUCAGAAGAGCAGCAGGUGUGUCUCCUAUAAGUUCAAACCUGUGGCCAAAGACACUCAUAUGGAGUACCAGAGCAAAAAUGGAGACACCAAACUGGCAUCAUCUGCAUUUUCCUCAGCUGAGUCCAUGAACGUUCCCUCCUUGACGCCUAGGACCAUAGAUGUGACACUGAAGAACCAGCUCACGAAGAGGAAGAGGAUGGUGCUUAUCAAGGAGAGGAAGGCAGCUCAGACUCUCAGUGCUAUCUUGCUGGCCUUCAUCCUAACAUGGACACCUUAUAACAUCAUGGUGCUGAUUUCCACAUUCUGCUCAGACUGCAUACCCCUCUCCCUCUGGCAUCUGGGCUACUGGCUUUGUUAUGUCAACAGCACUGUCAAUCCUAUGUGCUACGCCCUUUGCAACAAGACUUUUCAAAAGACCUUCCGCAUGCUCUUAUUCUGCCAGUGGAAGAAGAAAAGAAUUGAGGAGAAACUGUACUGGUAUGGGCAAAACCCUGUGGUUAGUUCCAAAGUGACAUGAACUUUUUAAAGAUGGUGUAUGAUGAUGGCUGUAAAUCAUACAGUAUGUUUGUACUGAUAAUCUGAUAAUUUUGGCUUUAUGAACUUUAAUUAGGUGACAUGAAGAGCAAAAUACUAUGUAAAGGAGAUGAUACAAUUUGUAGUGUUGCUAAUUAAUCAGUACAUUUGUUAUAGCGUAUGAUCAUCACAGCUCAAACUAUGGAAUUGGAGGAGCAUUGUCCCCAUAUAAUCAGUGAUGGUGUAUAUAGGUUCUAAAACAUAUCAGUAUUUGCCCCCAAAUCGAUGCCCUUAUGCACAAAAUGCCUUUGAUUAACACACCGAUUAUUUAAUAUUCUAUGGCUUUUGUACUCUGCAUGUACAGUUUAGUAUCUGGAGGCCACAAUACAAUUGAUCCAUUGUACAAUUUGACACUGUUAUUGGUUCAAACAUUGCCACGGUUCAGCUGAAGUUGA